AACCAGUUAAGUGACAGAUAAACUGCAAAAAGACUUUGAGACAACAGAACAACCACGACACACAGGACAACACAAAUACCAAGAUAAUGCACAGAGAGACAAAGACUCCUUGACAGAAAACGUUAGAACUGAGGAUGCUGGAGAACGUCACAGGUGACGUGCAGAAUGACACCUUCUCCUGCCACCACCCCUCAGUGGAGGCCUACCGCUACUUCGGCGUGCUGUGGGGUUCGGUAGUUACCAUAGUUGGAACGGUGGGGAACAUGCUUACCAUUCUGGCCUUCGCCACGGACACCCGGCUGCGGACGCGUUUCAACGUGUUGAUUGUGAACCUGGCCCUGGCGGACCUGUUGUACUGCACCCUGCUGCAGCCCGUCUCCGUCGACUCCUACCUACACCUCCGCUGGAGGGGCGGACCUCUCUGGUGCAGCAUCUUCGGCCUCCUCCUCUUUCUCUCCAACUCUGUCUCUAUCAUCACCCUGUGUCUGAUCGCGGCCAGCCGUUACCUGCUGGUGACGAAGCGGGAUGUGUUUGAGCGGGUGUUUUCUGGUCGAGGCCUGGCUAUCCUCCUGCCCUCCACCUGGGCCCUGGGCCUGGCCAGCUUCGGCCCACUCUGGCCCGUUUAUGUAUUCGCCCCACAGGUGUGCACCUGCAGCUUCCACCGCACCAGGGGGCGCCCUUACACCACCGUGCUGCUAUUCUUCUACUUCUUUAUCGGCCUGGGCUGCGUGGGGAUUUUCUACCUGCUCAUUUACAGGCGAGUCAGGGUGGCGGCACAGGCACUGGUCCGCUACCGGUUUAGCCGACGCUCGUCACGAAAGAAGCCGAACUCAUCAGAACAAGGGACGGAGGGGGAUAGUGGAGUCGGGAGCGGGGUGGCCACCACCCAGAGCUGUGAAUUGAGCAGCCAGGCAGAACUAGCCCAAUACAAGGGUGUAGAGGUGAAGGUGCACCCUGGGAUAGCCCAGUCCUCCCAAUCCACCUGGGGCUCUGCUUUAACUUCGCAUUCAGCUCACCUAGCAGGGGGACAGGAGCUCCCCCCUGCCCUCAACCCUGUGCCCCGCUCAGCCACUCCUGCCCCCAUCACUGCCCCCUCCUCCUCCACCACCUCUUCAGGGGACAAUGUUGAGUUUAGACGUGUGACCCGGAUGUGUUUCAUUGUCUUCCUGUGUUUCGUGGGCUGUUUUGUCCCGUUCCUGCUGCUGAACAUUGCUGAUAAGCAGAACCGUGCACCUCAGGUGCUGCACAUGUUCUGUGCCAACCUCACCUGGCUCAACAGCUGUAUUAACCCUGUGCUCUACGCUGUCAUGAACCGCCAGUUCGGACAGGCCUACCGGGCCCUUCUGGUCAGGGCCGCCACACCCUUCACACACCUCUGGACACGGUGACCUAUACAUGUUGGUUGUUUAGCAGAUGCAGUUAUUCAGAUUGACUUUAGUCAGUGUAUUCAAUUAAGGUACAUAAGACAACCACACAUUGGUAAUUAUCACUCACUUUUCUCAGCCCACACUGGUAUUGAUGUAGCUACUUCCUCCUGUAUAACUUCCUCUACUCCUUCCUGAAUAUUACUUUUAUUGUCACCUAGCAAGGGAAAAAUAAGCUAUUCUGUGAUUUUUGGAAAGGGCUCAUUUAUUUUGGGCUAAGAUUAUGCUCGUUUGUUUUUCCAGUUACAAACACCAAUGUACACUUACUGUUAAGCCUUUGUCCACAUACAUGAAAUAGCUUUCAGAGCUUAAAGUUGACCUCUUUAAUGUGGCCAUAUAAUGUGGUCAAAACUCAUCAGGAAAUCUAUUUUAUUCCAGCAGGAAGCCAGAAGCCACCAACAGGGAGAUAGUUAUGCAAAGAACUAUAGCCUCCUUUACGUCUUGUGUUUAUUUAUUGUCUGUGCCAUUGUACCUUUGUCUGUUCAUUCACACUCCCCUACUGUACAUGUAUAUUUGGACAGUAAUGAUAAAUGUUUUAAUCUGGCUCUA
Salvelinus namaycush (lake trout) is the source of this 1973-nucleotide messenger RNA. RefSeq names its product G protein-coupled receptor 84 (gene gpr84). The coding region runs from base 135 to 1388 and encodes 417 amino acids. Gene Ontology annotation, molecular function: urotensin II receptor activity. Lineage: Eukaryota; Metazoa; Chordata; Actinopteri; Salmoniformes; Salmonidae. The transcript has 2 exons. Gene Ontology annotation, biological process: neuropeptide signaling pathway. The record is from RefSeq and is a predicted model, not a curated record. Gene Ontology annotation, cellular component: membrane.